GUGUUGUGGGAAGACUGGGAGAAAGAAGAUGUGCAGUGAAAGACCCGGGAGGACAAGCAUGGUCAGGCACCAAGGAGGGUGCUAGGAGGGGCCGUUUGGGGAAGUAGCCCAGGGAAGGGCUAUAGCUCCGGUAGUAUAGGAAAAUUGCCUGUUGCCGGUGUGAUUAAGGUCCCUAGGCUGGAACCCGGAGAAGAGGGCGGGCCUGGGUUUCCCCCAACCCUCCUCACACUGCUACAAAAACACUCCCUGAGAAGGAAGACUGGGGCUAAAGAGGGCUCUUACACCAAACCCAUUGACUGGCCAAUGAUGAAGGUGAAUCAGUAAGCUGUAACCCUUGCCUCUAGGAGGGGAGAGAGGCUACACUGAGGGGCAGAGCAAACCUCUGAGGCAAGCCCUAACUGCUCAGAAGCACAGGACUCCCUGAGGCAAAGCUGGAGCUCUGCUACACUAUGUAAAUCAGAAGAGGAUCACCCUAUUUUUUAUUGGAAGAACAAGGCCCCGGGGUAGAGGCAAAAAUGUACAAAAUGCCUAUUUGCGUGCUACAGCUAAGCAGGGUGGUGAUGAACCACAAGCUCUGGGCUGUGUUUAUCAUCACCUUUAAGUUCAUGUCCUUUGUCUCCAUAAUGUUCUACUGGAGAAUCACUGAGGAUGCCAAAAGCAAGAGUCUGCUGUAUGGCUUGCCUCUGGAAGUCAAAUGUCCUCAAUCUGUGCCUUCUCCUCCCCCAGCUGUAUCUGGCAGGCCACCUCCACCGCCUGGGGAUAUAUUUUUUGUGGAAACCUCAGAUAGAACCAACCCAAGUUUUCUCUUUAUGUGCUCUGUUGAAUCAGCAGCCAGGGCUCACCCUGAGACCAAAAUAGUCAUCCUUAUGAAGGGGUUGGCAAACAGAAAUUUCACUCUGCCAAAACACUGGGGCUUCUCUCUGCUGAGCUGCUUCCCCAAUGUGGAAAUCCGCCCACUGGACUUGAAUGACCUUUUCUCUGGUACCCCUCUAGCUGACUGGUAUUCGGUGGCCCAGCACAGAUGGGAGCCUUAUUUCUUACCCAUACUUUCUGAUGCCUGUAGAAUUGCUAUCAUGUGGAAAUUUGGGGGUAUCUACUUAGACACAGACUUCAUAGUCCUUAAGAACUUAAAGAACCUCACCAAUGUGCUUGGAACCCAGUCCAAAUAUGUAUUGAAUGGGGCUUUUCUCUCCUUUGAAGCCAAACACAAGUUCAUAGAGCUUUGCAUGCAGGACUAUGUGGAUAAUUACAACGGCUGGAUCUGGGGGCACCAGGGCCCACAGCUUUUAACCCGUGUUUUCAAAAAAUGGUGCUCCAUCAGGAGUCUCCGGAGCAGUAAAAGCUGUAAAGGAGUCAGUACUCUUCCCAGAGAAGCCUUUUAUCCCAUCCGCUGGCAGGACUGGAAGAAAUACUUUGAAGUGGUCAGCUCUUCAGAGCUUCACAGACUCUUCAAGAACACCUAUGCAGUGCAUAUUUGGAAUAAAAAGAGUCAAGGAACAAGAUUUGAGAUCACCUCAAAAGCUUUGCUGGCUCAGCUGCAUUCCCACUACUGCCCUUCAACAUAUGGGAUAAUGAAGAAGUAUUUUUGAAAGGAAUUGAUUGACCCACCUGUCACCUAACUGAACAAAGGAAGUAGCCAAAACUGUUCAGCCUUCUGAGCAAAAAUAUACAUUUGAAAGUACUUACAUCUCUGUGAACCAUCAAGCACCAGGCAGUGUGAUGUAGUGAAAUUCAAAGAUAAAUGUAGGGCAGGGUGAAUGUAGGUUGAACACAGGAGUUAACUAAAGACUGAGCAGUGCUUACCUCGUUUUCCUUCCUUUCCUUACACUUGGGUCCCUUUACACUACUCUGGCUGUGUAAAGGGACCUUAAGACGGGAGUAAAUGUUACAACACUCUGUCAGCAUAAAGAGGUCUUAAAGUGAGAGUAAAUGGUCUUUAUUCUGCCAACACGGCAUAAAGAGGCCUUAGUAUAAAUGAAAAGCUGGACCCAGUUCACAAGAAUCAACCAGUGAACUCCCAAAUAUCUCUAAAGAAAUAAAGUGAGGGAAGUAGAGGGAAGAUGAAUUGAGGAAGGAGUUAAAGGGAGGAUCAGAAAAGGCAGCAAGGGAAGAGAAUAAGGAAGAUGAGAGAAGAAGGAAAGGGCAGAUUUUUUUUUUUUUUUAAAAACCUUUUUUUUUUCUUUUUCCUUACUGCAGAAACCAGUGGCCGAAAGGAACUUCCACAUGUUCCAGCUUUUAUUUUACAAAGCUUUAAUUGGACACUUCUGUAUUUACAAGGAGCCAUGUGCUGUAUAGUCCUUGCUCAGUUCUUAAUGGGGCAAAUUCCCAUUGUCUCCAACGUGAGGUUUGACUGGAUAAGGAAUUCAGGGUUUGUCCAAAGGUGGUUUUUUUUUUUUUUUUUUUUUUAAAUUAAAACUUCUAAGCAGUCAUGGGACAAACUUUAUUUUAGACUAUGGUCAGAAUUAAUAUGCUAUGAAGAGGCAAGUGAUGAAUGUGUCCAAAUCAUGUCCUUACUUUCUUCUGAUUGGAGAGCUAUAAAAUGUCACUUCCUUUUAUUGGAAUGAUCUGGGUUUAUGUGUGUACACCCACUGCAGUAUCUGAGCACUAUUAAUCAUUUUAUUCUCACAACACCACGGGAAGGCAGGGAAGUACCACUCUCCUAUUUUACAGAUGGAGAACUGAGACAGAGAGAUUAAGGAUGGGAGUUAGUUGCCUAAAUAUCUCUGAGGAUCUGGGCCUAAGCUCCUUGCCCAAGAUCCCAUAGGAAAUACAUGGUAGAACUGGGAGUUGAACCUAGAUUUUUCUGAACCUCAGUUUAGCACCAGAACUGAAAGGCCAUGCUUCUAACGCUUUCAAAUCUUCUGUGACAUUCUGCUGCUAUUUCUGGCACAGAAAGUAGCCUGGAAGUGCAGGGGUCUUCUUUGAUUCCCUGAAUAAAUGCUACUGAAAGCAUCAGUGGCUCUCAGACUCUUCCUAACUGAUGCGUGGGGCGGGGAAAGACAGUUUAUGUUGUGGAAAAAGUUCUCUUUGCAGACUCCCAGCACUGGGAUGAGCACAAGGAGAGACCAUGAAAGUUUUGGGACUUUUUAUCUUGACAGGAAAUUCCAGUUUUCAUAAACUCAGUGUAAAAUAAAUGAUGAAUUCUGAAUUUCCUUUCUUACACAACAGAUUGUAGCUGUGUGCUGUUACUAAUGGGGUCGUGUAAGCAUUACAACAUCAGUGAACUAUCUGCUCUGUAUGAAGGCAGAGAUGAGCUGCCAACAGUCCUGUCAGGGGAAGCGUAGCAGUGAUGGAAGGCAAUGAAUGGGAUGGUUUUUGCAACAUUGGAGGUACUUGUCACUGAAAGGGUCAGGUAGAAUAAAGUGGUGAUAUACUUUGGUGGAAAGGAGGGGGAAGCACUGGGUGGGAGAGAAAUUUUACUGCUCCAUCUCCCAGCUUUCGAGCCUUCAUUUGAAGCUUCUGCUGCUGCCACCACAGGGCACCUCUCCUGUCCUUGAUUCACCACCCUCCCACCUGGCUGUCUCCAAUCUUGAGACCUGACUUUGCAAGAGACUGAACAUUUCCUGUGAAGUGAAUGGGAGCUGAAAAAACUUAGUCUCACAGGAGGCAUUCAGCACCUUGCAGGAAUGGGCUCUUACUGGUUAAGUUAGCUUCCACAGUGGGGGGAAAACGUGCUGCCUGCCUCUGUCUUGACCACCACGUCUUCCUGCUCUUUGAUUCAGCUGUGAGUCUAUAGCAUGAUUUGGAGCACAGCUGAACCGACAAAGAAGCAUCAGUAGCUAUAAGGGAGGCAGGUUGCCAGCUAACACAUCAGUCUCCGUGCACACGCACUCUAAAACAAGAUGUAUAGUAAGAGGGGUCACCCAGGGACACAGACAUGUGGUGAGAUGGGUUGUUAUGGGCGAGUGGAGCAUCAUCCAUCUCCUACCCUGUACUCCAUAAAGGAAACCAUAGCACUAUAAAAUAUUUUACACACCUUGUUUGAGCCUUAAACAGUUGGUUUUCUUAUGAAUAAAGAUGGACUCAAGCUGUUAACUUCAGAGCUAAAAAUAAGCUUGUCUGAUGUUCAGGGACAGUGGCUGAUUCAGUGCUCCAUUUCAUGAACAUGACUAAUGCUGAAUCCUAAUGGGAUGGCAUCAUCUGGCACUUCUGGAAAACUGCUCUAAGUCAUGAUCCCACCAACACUGCUGACUGCUCUGGCUCUAUCUGACCUUCAAGUCUGCAGCUGCUUCAGGGCUUUUUCUGUUUCUCAGCUCAAACACAAGCAAGCACGGAUUUGCUCAGCUAAGCGAAGGAAAUGUGUAAAACAAAAGAUAGCCUGAAGCAUAGUAGGACAAAAUCUCUUUAUUUCUUUCUCUCGGUUUACUUGCAACCACCCAAAUAACAGAAACAGCAGAGCAAAAGAACCCUAACCUACUAUGGAACUCAUCCCCCUCCCUUCACAAGGCUAUGAGUAAUCAGGUGUGGUUUAUUUUCCCUCUAAACCUUAGGUCACAUUCUUCAUUUUACUCUCCUUCUGCUGUAUGUCCUACAGUCAUUUUGGAACUUGUUGGUUUCCCCACAGUCCCCACCUGAGCACAUCAAAAUACAGAAUAGACACUUUUCAAAACAAGUGUACUUACCAAAAACCAAAAAUGUCGAAGAGCAUAGGAACUGUGUUCCUACACAGACCAUGGGUAUGCUGUCUCCAUCCACUGGAGCCAGUGUUGGCUAUUUCAGAGGAAGGCAAACUGUGUGCCCAUUGUAACUUUGCAACACUAUAGGCUGGGGAUCUUCCUGAAUAUCUGAGACAUUAGCAUUGGUAGCCCUUGAAUUUUUUUUUCAGCUUAUGUCAGUGCAGCUGCUAUUCCUGUCUAUAUAAAUUGAUAGAAAUGCAAGAAAUUGCCAGGCUGGAAAAGAUCCCUGGUCUGGGUAGUAUGGUAUCCUAUUUCUGGUAUUUCUCUUUUACUUGGCCUCAGUCCAGCUGAGCAAUGAAAUGUUAGCUGAGCCAGGGACAGCCUAAUGGUAAAGGCAUAGACUUAAUUUGGUCAGGCUGCAUCACAAAGAGUGCACUUUAUUUAGUCACACUCUUUGCCUCUGAAUUUCAUGUAAAAUAUAGCACUGCUUAUGUGAAAAAAGUGCCUUUUCAUAUAAUGGCCGAUUUCUCUGCAACUCAUGACCUGUGUAAAGAGCUUUGCACUAAUCCCAUGUUCUCUCCACUACUGUAAAUAGAAUAGAGGUCAGUUGUUAAAUUGGGAGGAAGUCCCUCUGUCCUAGUAGAACAUGGGAAGUUGGGUCAGUUGUGUCCUGCCAGAUUAGCUUGCAGUAUAUUAGGAAAAUUCUAAAUUUAGAAUUUGGGUGGAACAUUGUUGAUUUAUGGCAGCUUAAUAUCAGGCUAAAGGAAGAGGCCGAUCUAGUCUGCAGUGAAAUGCUUAAUAAAGGCCUUUGCAAAUUAAGGCUCACGUGCCUUGAAUAUCUCCCUUCUGACUGCUGCCUUAUUGGUCCUGAUCAUACAUAUAAAAGGGGUGCCCAGUGGAAUUCAGAUGUUUCAUUUGCCUGGUGUUUCCUUCUCCAUUUUGAGGAAAAUCAAUACAGCAUCUCUCUCUCAUCCAUGCACGAGGAAACAGACUUGAGCAUGUACUGGUUGUAUUUGAGUCACUUGCCCCGAUGGUCCAACCUCAAGGGUUAAAUAGUAGAUCUGGUUUAAAAAAAAAAUGGAUAGAAUACUUUUCUGUCACAAUGCAGUUUUGACUAAAUCAAAACUUUUUGCAGGAACAGAGAUUUUUAUUUUUUUUUUUUACUUUUGCAAUGGGUAAAAGUCAAAACAUUUUGUGUUCAGAGUAAUUUUGAUUGAUUUUUGUUUGGCUUUUGGUAUUCUAUUAAAAUACAUGUAUGUAAUGAUUUAAUAUGGUAUAAAAGUUACAACAAAAUGAAUUGAAAUGACACUUUUUGAAAUGAAAUGUUUUUACAUUGAUGAAAUAUUUCAAAGCUAUUGAAAUUAAAUGUUUAGAUGGUCCCAUCUUGAUUUUUUUUUCCUCUUAAUUUUUGGUUCACAAGAAAUUACAAAAUUUUGGCUUUUUGUUCUGGUUUGGAACAAAUUUUUUUUUUUUUUUUUGGUCAGACUCUCCUGCAGAAUGGAAAUUGUGGCUCCCAACCGGCUGUAAUAAGCUGUAAUGUUGUCUGAAGCACCAGCCAAAUGCAGUUCAAUGCGGAAGAAUCAUUAUCGAGAAGGGAAAGGGGAAAUUUGGUUGUGGUUUAAAAAAUAAAAAUAAAAAAAAAUUCAAAAUAAUCUGGAAGAGGUCCACUGUGACCUUUUGUUAAUCAGAUAAGCAAGCAUCUAUGUCUUUCCCUGAAGACUGUCAAAAUUUAACUGGUGCUCCUGUUACUUAGCUUGCACGGAGAUAUGGAAACUGGUGGGGACUUUCUAUAAGCUGUAGCCAGGACUUACACUGAUGAUGAAAGGUAAAGAGAUGAACAGUUAACUGUGACCUUUUUCACGGUGCUGUCUUUACGAGGCAACCUGGGUCAGGAUUUUAGCUUCUAGGCAAAGGAAACUCCUGCAAUAUUGCAGCAC
This is a messenger RNA of Chelonia mydas (Green sea turtle), 6553 nucleotides long. It is a transcript of the gene A4GALT, whose product is annotated as alpha 1,4-galactosyltransferase (P blood group). NCBI's taxonomy places the organism in Eukaryota, Metazoa, Chordata, Testudines, Cheloniidae. Gene Ontology annotation, molecular function: acetylglucosaminyltransferase activity. The record is from RefSeq and is a predicted model, not a curated record. Bases 516 to 1589 code for a protein of 357 amino acids. The transcript has 2 exons. Gene Ontology annotation, biological process: protein O-linked glycosylation.